This is a messenger RNA of Rhagoletis pomonella (apple maggot), 1649 nucleotides long. RefSeq names its product protein ALP1-like. The record is from RefSeq and is a predicted model, not a curated record. NCBI's taxonomy places the organism in Eukaryota, Metazoa, Arthropoda, Insecta, Diptera, Tephritidae. Bases 332 to 1564 code for a protein of 410 amino acids. The transcript has 4 exons.
UUGGCACUCAUACGCAGCCAUUUUGGGCAUUGUUACAUAUAUAGGUGGCAACAACGCGCUAAAAUUACGAAUAAAACUAUUCAACGGCGAAGCGUGGUGUUACUCUCAUGAAAACUGAAAGCAGACUGAAGUGAAAUUCGCUGCGUCGUUUCUGUAUACGUAUAACGCUUGAAACACAAUACCCGGCGAACGGCGAAGUUCGCCGAAUUGCGCGAUGCCGUCGUUCACCGUUCGCCCAGCUAUUUCGCCUGUUUUAACACAAUUAGAGCGGCAACGAAAACAGCUGACACAAUCGUUUGAAAAAGAAUAAAUAUUUGGUGUAUACAUAAAAAUGAAUGAACAAAUUGUGCGGCUCACUAAAAUUGUAAAAAUUAUAAACGUGAUGUUCGUUAUGAUGAAGAUAUAUCUUCUUGCGAGCCAGCGUUUGAAAAGGAGAUGGUGGAUCCGGCCGGUGAAUCUCACUAGAAAUAAUUUGAGUUUUCAUCACACCUGCUUUGCACAACUUAAAUUAAAAGACGAGGAGCAUUUCUUUAAGGCAACAAGAAUGAACAUCGAAAAAUUUAAGGUUCUUCUUACGUUGCUUAGAGGGCGACUACAACGCUUUUCUAAAAGGGAACCAAUAAACGAAGAGACCCGUUUGGGAAUCACUUUGAUAUAUUUAUCACAAGGCUGUAGCCCACAGUAUUUAGCUUGGUCUUAUAAGAUGGGUCUUUCAACAGUUAGAAAAAUUAUAUAUGAAACCUGCGAUGCGAUUUGGCAAGAGCUCCAUGAGAUUUACCUAGCUCAACCAAAUCAGACAGAAUGGAAAAACAUUGCUGACAGGUUUUAUGUAAAAACUGGAAUGCCGCAUUGCCUCGGAGCUGUAGAUGGCAAACAUAUCAAAGUAAUUUGCCCUAAAUCUAGUGGUUCCCUCUACUAUAACUUCAAGAAAACGUUUAGUAUCGUCCUCAUGGCAAUAUGCGAUCAGAACUAUUCAUUUGUGUUCGUUGACGUUGGUGCGUUGGGAAGCCAAAGCGAUGGAGGAAUUUUCGCCCGCAGCGCCUUUGGCAGGAUGAUUCUACGAAACCAACUUGAAAUUCCCCCAGAUGAUAACCUUCCCGGUACGGACAAAAUAUUUCCAUACUUUUUUGUCGGAGACAACGCGUUUCCUCUUAGACGCAAUCUUAUGCGUCCAUACCCAGGUCGGAACUUGUCAACCGGAAAGCUUUAUUUUAAUAAAAAAUUAUCAUCUGCCCGGGUGCAUAUCGAAAACACCUUUGGAAUUUUGGCAAACAGGUGGAGAAUUCUUCACACCACUAUAAAUGCAGCCCCAGUAAAUGUGGACAAAAUAGUGUUAGCAACAGUAGUUCUGCACAAUUAUUUGAUGCUUGACAGGAAUGGGGGCUACUUCGAUCCGAGCUUAGUGGAUCGCGAGGAAAAUGGGAUUUUCACUCCUGGAACAUGGAGACAAUCUUCGACGGAUAUGAGAUCCAUACGAAUUUCUCAUUCCAACCGUUCCACAAUGGAAGCAUUUACCUUGAGAGAGGAACUAACUGAUUAUUUACUAGAUAACAACGGUGCUUAAGUUUAGUUAAGACCAGUUUUGACUAUUUUUGUUUUGCUUGUUUAGUUUACAUAAAUUUUUUAUACAGUCAGUGUCAAAUGUAAGU